CCAAGGUUGAGAAAUGCUGGGUUAGAAAGUGGGGAGAAUAGGAAGCAGGGUGAGACUCUGAGGACCAUGCUCUCUGCUCCCAUUAACAGUCAAAAUACAAUCUACACCCUUACCUUGCAGGAAGGUGAUGUCUUGAAAGGAAGAAACUGCAAGGUUGACCAGGAAUAAGAAGCCAGGAUGAGGAAGAUCACUUCAUUACGCAGUAAUUCCACAGAUCUUCUCCCACUGCAUGUUCACUGAAGGCCUCCCAGCCAUGGAGGACAAGCGCAACAUCCAGAUCAUUGAGUGGGAGCACCUGGACAAGAAGAAGUUCUACGUCUUUGGGGUGUGCAUGACCAUGAUGAUCCGCAUCAGCGUGUACCCUUUCACGCUCAUACGGACGCGGCUGCAGGUCCAGAGGGGGAAGAGUCUCUACAACGGGACCUUUGACGCCUUUGUCAAGAUCCUGCGGGCAGAAGGGGCGGCGGGGCUCUAUCGGGGCUUCCUGGUCAACACGUUCACCCUCAUCUCCGGGCAGUGCUACGUGACGACCUACGAGCUCACCCGCAAGUACGUCUCACAGUACAGCCACAGCAACACCAUCAAGUCCCUGGUGGCCGGCGGCUCGGCCUCCCUCGUCGCCCAGAGCAUCACGGUGCCCAUCGACGUGGUCUCCCAGCACCUGAUGAUGCAGCGGCUGGGCGAGAGCAUGGGCCGCUUCCGAGUGCAGGCCCACGAAGGCAAGCGGUUCCCCGUCUUCGGCCAGACGCGAGACAUCAUCACGCAGAUCUUCAAGGCCGACGGGCUGAGGGGCUUCUACCGGGGCUACGUGGCCUCCCUCCUUACGUACAUUCCCAACAGCGCCGCCUGGUGGCCCUUCUACCACUUCUAUGCAGAACAGCUUUCCAGCCUGACCCCCAAGGACUGCCCCCACCUGCUCCUCCAAGCCAUCUCCGGGCCGAUGGCGGCUGCCACUGCCUCCACCCUCACCAACCCUAUGGACGUCAUCCGGGCUCGAGUGCAGGUGGGUGGCAAGAGUUCCAUCAUCCUGACCUUCAAGCAGUUGAUAGCUGAAGAGGGCCCGUGGGGCCUAACGAAAGGCCUUUCUGCUCGCAUCAUCUCGGCCACCCCCUCCACCAUCGUCAUCGUGGUCGGGUACGAGACACUGAAGAAACUGAGCUUGCGCCCAGAGCUGGUGGACUCCCGACAUUGGUAGGGAAACGGGGAGAGACUUUUGUUUCUGGAAUCUCUUGGACCAUCGGCAUGGUUGAGAAGUCACCAAAACCCAGGAACGUUUUCUGGCAAGGCAUUACUGGAGGAUACAUGCGAAUGAUUCUGCUUCCAAACAACCGUCCUGACCCGGUAUUAAUCUAGUCCCAUAGUGGGAUGGCUGCGUGUCGCGAGGAAGGACUUCCUGUGAGUCAAAGCUGGCAUGUCUCCUAGUCCCCCUUUUAAUUUUUACUUUUAAGAAAGAUGUCAGUUGACGCAAAGUGGUAUUUUCCUCCCCCAAAUAAGAUUUGGAUUUUUCUUAUUUUGCCAGAAUUCCUACAUGGGGAGGAUAAUUUUGCUCACAUUCUGCUGCUUGGAGGUAGCGCCGGGCACCGCUACACACACACACACUGGAUCACAGUAAUGCAGUCCAGAAAACCCUUAGCCUUCUGAUGCUUCUGAAAGUUUUUUUUUUAAGCUGAACGUCUCAGGGGAGGAGGGAACGUACCAAACACCAGGAGUUAUUUUUAUAGCCUCUGCUUUCACAAUUUGAUGUGAUCUGUACAUAGAGAUUUCUUCUUAUUUUGUAUGAGCUUGGAAGCUGUCUUUCCAAUCUUCCUUACCUGAAGAGUAGGAUCUUUGUUCAUAUGUUUCUAACGUGUCAGCGGUGAUUUAAGGGAAGUCCCCUUCGAGUCUGCACAGUUGUGGUGCCCAGCUGCAUUUGUGUGUGCGUGAUCUUCUGGGCAGGGGAAUUAAAGCCUGCCCGAGGAGAGAGGCACACUUUAUUUCAUGGACUUCACAAAUGUGAGCGUACACAGAAGUAAUCAGAUCCCUGCUGUAAUAGUCUCCUCCUCACCUUGUAUGCACAAAGAAACGUGAUUGUUGUUCAUUGGAGGGGCUUCGUUUGAAAGGCAGGGCUGAAAAACUUGGCUGAAAAAUCUAGUAUAAUGCUUUUUUUGAUCUCUGUAUAAGUAUGACUGUCUGAAUCACUGAAUGAGUAUUUCAUUAAUGUGCAGGGCAGGAGGCUGGAAGGAAGGAACUGGUCAGUUUUUGUUGGGAAGAGAAAGAGGUCAUUUGAACCCUAAUUCUGAUGUAGGAGCCAGUUCUGCCUUGGACCAGGCCAGUUCAGGGUCCCGAUUCCAGCCUAAACUUGUUCAACGGAUGGGAAAGUGGGAGGCAGCCUUUUCCGGGGUUUGGCAUUUUUCGACUUUGUCCUCCUGUCUUGUCACCGUUUUUCUACUGCGACUCUGGGGCUGAUUUUGCGUAUUCUUCCCUGAGCCCCAAGCGCUUCUGUAAACCUUAGAAGACAGAGGCUGCAACAAUAGGCUGGUGAGUAAAUUCACUUGCUUUAAAAUGGAGUAUUUGGUGGUGGUGAUGGGGCAGGGCAGGAGGGCUUGGAAGCAAUACUGGUGAGGUAUUAUUCUCUGCCCUUUGGGGGAGCUUUUCUUCAGCAAGCGGUAUUAACGUCGAUCAGCGUUUACUUCUGCCCUGGUCGGGGGCUGCAAUCAGACCUCCAAAUCCUUAAACCUGGGCAACUUUAAAAUGCCCAGGGAAUGCUGGGAGUUGAAGUCUGCAUACCUUAAAGUUGCCCAGGUUGGGAAACUCUGCCCUAAACGGUCCUUCUAGGUAGACAAAACAUAUAUUGUGGAGCACAUAUCCAGCACGCCAAAGCUACUUCCAGGCCACUCCACCCAAGAUGUCUUACGGAAGCUGCCCCCUCCCCAAAUUGAAGCAGGUACCUUUGGCUCUCUUUCACCUAAAGCAGUGUUUCUCAGCCUCAGCAACUUUAAGAUGUGUGGACUUCAACCCCCAGCUGGCUGGGGAAUUCUGGGAGUUGAAGUCCAUGCAUCUCAAAGUUGCGAAGGUUGAAAACACUGACCCAAAGGAUGGUGGGAGGUAAGUCCUAGAGAGAGAGACUGUUGGCAGUUUCACCUAUUGUGUAGGACUAGGGAAUUGGGUGUGGGGGUAAAUGCUCCUUGAAGUACACCCCUCACAGGCCCCAACUCAGCCCUCAGUUGAAGCAAACUUGGACCUGCACAUUUUUCAGUCCUUACUUGCUUUGCCCAGCCUAGAUUUCUUCUGGAUCUCUAAGAUUUAUCUGCAUUAGUUUAUUUUCAAUGGAAAAACAGUUCUCCAUAUGUGCCCCAUCUGCAGUGUGAAUGGUGCAGCUCAGGUAUGUGGUUCCAGCUCAGCCUUGGUGACAGCGUCUGGGCUGGUGAUGGCCUUUGGUGGCUGCGGGUGGGUGGUGUUCUGGGAGGGCAAAGGAGAUCCCCACCCUCCACUGAGGACCUCGCAAUUCUCCUACCACGCAGUUGCACCAUAGUCAGGAACUCCUGGGAGCAAGACCAAGCCACCCGUCUUCAAGUAAAUUGGGUUGAAUGUAAAGUGAAAAAAAACGAAAGCAGAAAACUCGGUUGAGCUGUUGAAAAAGAAUCUCUCUGGUGUUACGGGCUGGACUUUUAAAAAUUCUGUUUUGCUGAAAACAAGAUUGUGAGCUGAGGAAGCACGGGCUGCCUGUAGGGUUGACCUAGAAGGCUCCCUGCAAAACAAAAUGGCCAAAGCAGCUUGGGAGAACCGGUGGAGGGGGUGGGUUAGCUGCCUGGCCCCCCUUGAAGCCCUGUUGUGAAUGGUGGUGAAAACGCUUGUCACCUUAGUAAGGGAGAUUGUGGAACGCCACCUAUCCUGCCUCCUGGCUAAAUAGCCUGCAAAGGGUUAACCUGUACAUCUGAUUCUAUUCCAAGCAUAGCUUUUAAUCACUGAACUUCUGAGCGGAGACCUCAUUCCAUUCUUUAUCUAGACAUAACCUUCUUUCUCUUAUGCAACGGUACUCUGAAUUAAUAGGUUUCUGGUGCAAGUUAUUGAGAAUCUUUAGGGGGCUGAACCGUUCCCAGGGAGCUGCAAUUACUACCUGAACAAACGCCACAGAGAUGCAUUUUGAGAAUGGGGGGGUGGGGGGUGGACAGGGGAAUCGGGCCAAUAGGAAGCCUUCAGCAGCCACCUAAAAUAAGGGUUCUUCGGUGGUCCAGAUGAGAGUUAAUUCCAAGGGGUCUCUAAUUUUGGUGCCUGCCGUUUCAAUAUGGAGUUUUGAAUGUAUUUGUGUACAUUAAAGCUGGUUUCAAUUUUGCACUGUAAGAAGUCUUUAAAGUCUAAUUAAAGUUUUUAUUAUUUAUUUGA
Molecule: messenger RNA, 4362 nt
Organism: Candoia aspera
Lineage: Eukaryota; Metazoa; Chordata; Lepidosauria; Squamata; Candoiidae
Gene: SLC25A44
Product: solute carrier family 25 member 44
Exons: 4
Coding region: 230-1195 (321 amino acids)
Biological process (GO): branched-chain amino acid transport; branched-chain amino acid catabolic process
Cellular component (GO): mitochondrion
Molecular function (GO): branched-chain amino acid transmembrane transporter activity
Source: RefSeq, a predicted model, not a curated record